AUGGAUGUACGUGUGCGUCCAAAACCAGAAAUUGUUAUAAAAGAAUCUAAAAGAGGGAUAAUAUCAAAAAAAACUUAUUUUUUACAAAAAAUAUUAGUAGAACAAAUAAAUAGAUAUUAUUUUCCAGGAUUUUUAAUACGAGAUUGGAAACCUAAAGCUGAUCUUAUUUAUCCUUCUACUACAGAUGAGAAUGUUAUUGAAUACGAAUGUGACUUUAAUCGGGAUAUUCAAAAUUGCUUCGUCGAAGAUUUAGCCGAAGAAGUUUAUUUACGUAAUCCUCCUCCUUGUUUCGUCGUACUCGGAAAAUCUGGGAAUAAGGUUCGAAAAUUGUGUCGCGAAAUUGCAGAGGAAUACGGUAGCGUUUUACUCGAAGUAGAAGAAAUAAUCCGUCAAACUAUUAAUACUGAAUCUCAGACAGCUGAAUUUUUAAAAAAACUUUUACGUUUAGGAGUUCCAUUAUCUUUUAAUUUUAUUUUGGCCUUGCUUUCCUAUGUGGCACAUUCUGCAGAAGCAAGGCAUCGUGGAUACGUGUUAAGUGGAUUGCCGUGUGCGCCUUUUCGAUUUGAUUUAUCCGUUGAACAGCAAUUAAGUUACCUUUUUACUUGGGAAAACAAACCUAAUGUAUUUAUUUACGUUGCUUUUGAAGAUGAAGAUUUAAUUGUUUUGAGAUCUUGCGAACGAUAUGAAAUAGUCAAUUCAUCCGAAGGCAAUAAAUGUUGCAUCAUUCCAAGAUUUUAUUGUAAGGAAAUUACAGAAGAUAAUAACAAUGAUGAUGGUGAUGGUGAUGUUAAUUUGUGCGUUUCUAAGGAUGAAGAAAAUUUAGAUAUUGAUGAAGCGGUGCUGGAACCGGAUAUAGAUGUUUCUCCUUCCUCUCCUUGGAUUACUCAUCCUAAAGAUGAAGAAUCUCGCAUUUGGGAGGAGUUACAAACUUUUUACGAAAUUAUUCAACCGGCAUUGCAGUUAUUAAAAAUACGUGUUGAUCCUCAAUAUUUUAUUACAGUAGAUUCUAGAAUACAAAAUAAUUUUGAAAUAAUCAAAGCUCGUUUAAGCUUGUUACAAAUUCGAAAAGUACCUAAUCCAGUUCCCAUUUUUCCCCCGUCGGAAACAGAUAAUGUUGAAAAAAACAAUGAAGAUAUUACAAACGCGACAGAAGUUGAUGAGUCGCCUCAAAAUAAUGAAUUAAAUAAAAGAUUUAAUAAUAAAAACGAUGAUUUAGAACUUCAAAGUAUUAUUAAAGAACCUCCGGAAUCGGCUUUUUUAACUCUUUUAUCUAAAGAAACUCUCUCACCGAAAUUUCGAUGGGAAUUAUCACAUUAUAAUUAUGUUUGUCCAGUGGCGUUGAGAAACGGUGAAAUAAUUGAGGGAAAAACAGAAUUCGCCGUUAGAUUUAUGAAAUACAUAUAUUUUACUCACGAUAAAGAAUCCAUGUUAAAAUUUUUAAAAAAUCCUCGACCGUUUGUACUACCAGUAAGACCAAAGCCACCGAUUCGUAUUUUCAUCAUCGGAUAUCCAUUUUGCGACAAAACAAAAUUAGCAGAAGCAAUAUCAAACGAAUUUGGUGUACCGCUAAUUGAUUUAAAUUCCGUUUUGAAAGAAGAUUUAGAAGCUAAAAAAAAUAUUUAUAUAAAACAUUGCAAAGAAAAAGCAAUUGCCAGAGAAUUUUUCCGAUUGACGGCUUUAUCGUGGAAAAAUUGGAGAUUAGAAGAAGAAGAAAGAGUUUCCCUCAUUGAAGAAUGCAUUGAAUUUCUUCAGUCGCUUUUAAAUCGAAGAAUAGAAGAAUUUUAUUCUUUUCGGAAAAAAAAAGUAAAAUCUGUAGAUAAAAAGAAUAUUUCAAAAAAUCGAACGAGGGAUGAUUUUUCAGUAGAACAAGAAGAAGAAGAAGAUGAUGAAGAUGAAGAUGAAGAAGAAGAAGAAGAAGAUAGGUCUAAAAAAGACUCGGCAACUAAUUUAACAGUUAGAGGAGUGCCGAUAACAUCCGCAUCUCGUACUUUCGAAGCGAGAAAUGUGGUGACGCCGGAUAAUUAUUCAUCACCAUCAGUUAAAAUAAUUCAGGCUCUUAGACACGAAGAUUACGAUUUUUCUAAAAACGGUUUAGAAUUUGAAGCAAAUGUUUUUUUUUCAACGUUGUGGAAUAGUUUUUUUGAACGUAUGAGAAAUUUAAAAGAAACUGAAACUCAAAAUAAAAAAUAUCAAUCUGAAAAUGGAGAAGAUACAGAAUACGAGGAAGGUAGCGCUGAGUUUUCUCACUAUGGAGAAGACUCUUCUCCAAGUAACAUAAGCGUUAAUUGGUGCAAUUUAUUACCUCCUCAAUCAUUAUCUAGUCUCUUGUUAAAAAAAAAACCUUAUUCGACAAGGGAAAGAAUAAAAACUUUUAGAAUUUUAUUGGAGGCAGCAUCGAAAGUAUACUGGGAACCGAGCACGUUAAAAACGGAAUUUGCUAAAUGGCGAUUGCCGUGCUAUAUGGACAUUCCACUCUGUGAACUUUUAACGGAUAAUCCCAUAUUGUUGUACAAAUACUGUCCGGAAUGGAUUAAAGAGAGGCCAAUGAUACCAGAUCCUAUAAGUUCAAAUCAUCCGACAUUGGUUCAGGCCGGUCAAGACGCAGUAAAUCGUGCUAAAAUCGUAAGUUUGCAUCACUACAAAGAUGAAAUAGGAACACUGCUAAAGAACGAAAUAGAAAAAAUUGAAAAAGAUAGCAUGAGAAUCACUGGGGAAAUUUUAUCACCAGGGGGUUGGGUCGUAGAUAACAUGUCUUUGGAUUUCGAAGUUUGGUGUGUAUUGGCGAGAGAAAAUAUUUUUCCUACUCAUAUAUACGUUUUAACGGAUUCCGAACCGGAUUACCGUCGAAUCGUAACCAUUUGGUACAAUAAAUUUUUUGAUUAUAUCGAUUCUCAAUCAUCGGCAAUGAGUGAUCUCGAGUUAGACUUAAUUCGAAAACAUGGAUCGUCCAAUAAAAGUUUUGAAGAUUUCGGAGAACGGGAUGAAUCGGGCACUGAUGUUCCAGUAAGUGUAAAGGAAGAUAUUCUUCACAAGUUAACUGAAAGUUGCAAGAUGGUUUCACAAGAGGAAAAAGUGUUAGAUGAUAUAUUCAACGUACUUAUUUCAGACAGUAGCGUUUAUAAAGAAAAAACAACUCAGCCGUAUAUCGUUGAUCCCUUUUGUUAUAAUGUUCUUCAUGAUAAAAUUAAAAGGUUAUUCGAUACUUCCGAAGAAUUGGCACUCGAAGAAUCAAGCAUAUUAACAUCGAAUUUUUCCGUACGAGAAAGCAGACUUUCACAUUUAAAUCGUCAAUUGGAUGCUUCGAUGCAAGACUUUCCGCUCGGCACUAAAUUACAAUUUUUUACAAAUAAAGUUUUAAACGUUUUGUCUAAACAUCCAUCCGACGAAUUCAAUUCAGACGAGGAUGAUCAAACCUAUAAAAAAGGCAUCGAAUUUUUUUUCCUACUUUUAUCAUUGACUGAAAGAUUAAAAGACUUAAAGGAAUGGUUAAGUUUAAUUAAAAGAGAAAUUAAAUGGAUAGAAAUCGACGUUAAUGGUAAAAAAACAGACGACGUAUUUUCAAACGUAAUCCACGAAUUAUAUUCGCCGUUCGGUAAAAAACCAAGAGAACUCCUCCCGUACGAAAUCGAAGAAGUUAAAAAAGCAUUUGAAAUGGAAAAAAAAAUGAUAAGAAAAAUUGAGAAACACGAUGAGAAUUACGAACCUGUAAAUUUCGAUGAUGAUGAAAAUGAUGCGUUUGAAAAAGAAAUGGAAAAUUACGAAGAUGUUAGAAUUUUCGGAGAAUCCGGACCGUUUUGCAUCGUUAACCUUGAAAGAAAUAUUCUUCUCAAAGGAAACGUGGAACACGUAUUAAGGUAUUACGGUAAAUUGUAUUGUUUUUGGAAUUCGGAUGCAAAAGAAAAAUUCAUUGAAAAUCCGGAAAAAUAUGCUCCUUUUUAUUCUCCCAUACGUAGCUUGCCACCGUUAAGAAUUUUCGUGGUUGGACCCUUUGGAGGUAAUAAACCUCAUUUAGGAUCCUGCAUUUCCAAACAGUGCAGCCUUCACUACAUAGAUUACAUAAGACUUUUAAAUAAACAAUUGAUCCCUCACGUAAAUCCUGCGCCGAACAAAAUAAGAGCUUUGGAUAAGCCCGUGUUACUUUCGAACAGUCACAACGCGAACGCGAAAAAAGCAUUUUUAGAAUUUAAAGGUGCUUCUUUUAAAAAAAGACAAUUUUGGUUGGAAAAUCCUCCGUUUUACUUGGAAAACGAGGAGCAAGAACAGCAGAUUCGAGAACUGUUAGAUCUCGAAGAAACGCCGGUUGAUUUAGUAAAUGUUAAUUUAAAUUAUGAAACUCUUAAUUCUUGCCCCGAAGACACAGUUGAUUUUUUUAAUUUGUCGAAAAUCGACGCGGAAAAAUAUUUAAAUAUGGAUCGCCUUACGACUUUGUUAGAGAACUACAUUCACAGCGAUGCUACGCUAUCUGAUUUUUGCAUACAAAAGUCUUUGGGGAUCCUUUGGAAAGAGGAACCUUACGUGAGGGAAGGUUUCGUAAUGAAAGAUUUCCCAAUGAAAUUAGCAGAUUGUCAAACAAUAUUAAAUAACAACUGGUUACCGGAUUUUAUAUUAGAAGUAAACAUAACGGAAGAAGCGGCUAUACAAAAUAGCUUAGAAAAAUUAAUGGCCGUGUGGGAAAUAAAAUUAAAUAAAGAAACGGCCAAUGAGCAAUUGAUCGAAGAUGCAGUAAAAACAAUACAAGAAACAAGAAUCAAUUUGAAAAGGGUUGAAUUGUUAAUGUCAAGGGAAAAACAAAAGGAAGACGACGAAGAACAAGUAGAAAAUGUAAAACAAAAUGUUGUUCCAAAAAAUUCGUUCCAGAAAAAAACUCAAGACUCCGAUAUAUUAAAAGAAAGUAGGAAGGCAUCGUUGAAAAUGGGUUUUCAAUCUCCUCUAUCAUUCGAUAGGAGCACGAUUUCCGAUAAGGUACACAGCGAAAUCGAACAACAACUUAAAAGAGAAUUUCCUCCCCUCAAAUUCAGUCCGAAAUUUGAAACUUACGAGGAAGGAAAAGCGAGAAUACAAGAAGACAUCAAAUACAAUUAUCACAAAGACGUUUUGGAAAUGGUUAAAAUAAAAGGUCAAUUGAAAAAUUUAGGAUUGCCAUGGUAUACGACUUACGAUUGUCACGACUUGACAAAAGUCUUUAUUGAACUCGAUAAAUUUAAAAAAAGGAAAAAUCAAAGAGUAGAAUUUGCAUUUCCGGUAUCACCGGAAAUGGCUGAAAAAUUAUUAGAUCAGGGUUUUUAUUUUUUAAGUAAAUUUGGUAGAUUGUGUCCGGUUCAAGCGCAUCGUAAGAAAAAUCCCGUUAACAUGUUCAGACCGUUCAGUUUGAGAAAAAAAAUAUUUCCGAUAGUUUAUCGAAGUUACAUAUAUUUUAUAGCUGGAGAAAAUGAAAAGAUUAAAUUCAUAGAAGAUCCAAUUAAAUAUACUUUUCACGAACCUCAUCAUCCGUGCGUACCUUUGAGAUUAGCCGUUAUAGGACCUCCGAAAUCUGGGAAAUCUACAUUAUGUAAACGUUUAGGGAGUAUGUUCGGUUUAAAAGUAAUCACGAUGGGAACCGCCAUCCGAUUCGUUUUGGACAACAUGAAAAAUAGCAAACUGAGAAAAACUAUAGAUAAUCAUUUGAAAAGAGGUUGCUUCUUACCUUUGAGCUUAAAAAUAGAAGCUUUGGCUGCUUGCUUGAACGAUCCACGUUGCGUGACGCAAGGAUUCGUUUUCGAUGGCAUACCUUUCGAUGCUGCUACCGCUCAAAGUUUGGCUGAAAAAAAAAUUUUACCAUUUGUUAUAUUAAGUUUAGUUUGCGAUUCUAAUUUUGGUAAAAAAAAAAGAUCCAUGUUAAAUUUAAAAGAAUAUCGUCUCCCUUACAAGCAAAGGGUUAAUUUAGACUCGAGGUACACGGAAUGGAAAGAAACCUACGAGAAAUUUUGCCAAUGGAAUAAAAAAACUUAUAAUAAUUUAUACGAAAUAAAUGCGAAGUCGAGUUUAUGUGAUAUUUUUUACGAGGCUUACGAUUUAUUUAAAAAUCCUUAUUUCGGGAUUUUGAAUUACGUUGAAUUUUCCACGACGGAAAAAGUUUUACCCCUAAAAUAUUUGUGCGUUACGAAACAAGAGUUCGAAUGUAGGAGAAGUGAUAUUUUGGGAAAUUGUCCGGUGUGUUGGGGAAAAUUUCACAGGUUAAAAUCAACGACAGAAGAUAAAAUCUAUGCGGGCCUCGUUCAAUUCAAUAGUCAUUUCUAUUGGGUGUGCCAUAGUCACUUUGAUGAAUUUUUAAACCAUCCGAAAAAAUUCCUACCGCCACACGUUCGUCCCUGGCCAUUACAUUUUCCUACGAGAUUGGAUUCGCAAGAAAAAGAAACCAUCCGAAACAAAUAUGGACUUCACGGACACGGACGUUGCGCGGUUACGAAAAUCGAUUUUCCCAGUAGUUUGGAUUGGGAGGGUUCUUGGGAUUACGCAGCAUUAUAUUUUAACGAAAUAUAUUUAUUCAAAAAUGAAAGCAUGCUAGAAAGAUUUAUGACUUUGCCCUGGCGUUACGGUCAUGCUGACACAGCGUUCGAAGGAUCUCACUAUAAAUCUCAAGCCGUUGAAAAACUUGGUCCCCCGAAAGUAACUUCUCUUCCACCGAUGGGAUUCCUAGAGCAAACCAUAUCGAAAUUAAUUCACAAAGCUUUGCACGUUUUGGGAUCCGUUCGACCGAUUUACCCGAAAUUAAAUCCCUCCUGCACGGGUUGUGUUUUUUUGGCUCUCUUUUUAAAAGUCCACAACGAAAAUAAAAAAAUAACGUGUUUGGAAAAAGAAUAUUUAGAUUUUAUGUAUUACUAUUGUAAAGCGUACAGGUUUAAAAUUCCAUUUUACGUCAAACGCGAAUCGGGUGGUCUUAUAGAAAACGAUUUGGACAUGAGUGUUGUGAAUGAGUCUCGAGCCACACUUUCGGAAAAUAAAUCGUCUCAGGGAACGUUAUAUUCUGGCUUAUCCGAAAUAUCCUUUGACGAAAUCAGGUGGAAAGAUGUGGAAAAUCAAGCGGAUAAAAAAAUAUGGAGUGCUAAAUAUCAAAGCAGUCAUUACGAAGAAAUGAUAUUAACGGAAAAUAAUGAAUUAAACGCCAUACCCGAAAUACCGAGGAGACAAGUCGUUUUGAGCGUCAAACCCGACAUUAAAAUACCCGAACCUUUCAACAUAAACUCACUAUACCAGGAACCUCUCGCGUUUAAUUUUCCAUACAAUAAAGCAAACGUUAACAAUCCGGAAAGGCAAUUUUCAUAUGAAUUAUAUUCGAAUUCACAAAUAAAAAAAAUUGAUUCGGAUACGAAUAUGAAAAAUCAAUCGGAAAGCGUAACGGAAAAAAUAUUACGAAGCGAUUCGGAACAAAACGUUCACGUUCAAACGAAAGAAGACAUGUUGAAAGCAGCCGAAGGAAUAUUCAUACCGAGAUUUAGCACUUUCGAUGUGGUUCUACCCCAGAGAGACACGGAAAAAGUUAAAGUCGUUGAAUUUUCACCGAUAAUAUACGAGCCACAAAGGGAUUACACGUACACCAUGAUGCUCUCUCAUUUUAUAUGUACGUCUCACGUUUUAAAAUGUUUCGAAUGGAAAGAACUCAAAGCGUACAUCGAGUACGGGAGUCUCUAUAAUAAAAAUAUUGGUUUAAGCGUGGCACAAUCGCAAUUCAUAUUCAAACCCCAAGUUAAAACAUCCGAGAAAUCCAUGAAUUCUUUAAGCAGCUAUCAGAGAAUAUUUGAAAAUGCAAACAACGCAUUCAUAUACCAAGAUGCAUUUUCAAGUAAAGGAGAAAGUACGGAACCAGAAUCGAACGCGAGCUCGGAUCAUUCACUUUAUAAUUACUUACAAUUGAUUAUAUUGGAAAAAUUAGAUGAAAUUUUUCUAAGAAUAUCGAAAUCCGAUUUAUCAUACGAUUCGUACGAAACGGAAAUAGUUUCUAUGAGUUCGGAAAACGAAAUCAAACCGCAAAAUAUGAUGGUGAUAAGAGAAAUACUACCGUAUCCGCCAUUGAUUUGGGACAUAUACAGCAGGCCUUAUUAUUCAUACAAUUCCAUACCGACGAUAUUUCGAAUCCCCGCGUUGGAUAACAUUGCACACGUACGACACGUGUCUCUACUCGAUGGAAUCGUGGAACCUUGUGAAAAUUUCAGAUUCGUUCGAUAUCCGACUUGGGUUGAUCAAAGACCGGAAACGUCCGUCGAAGCUUUUCGGGGUGAUCCAAAUUUUUCACAUCUCGCCGAUACAAAUUUUCGGAAUUUUUAUUUAAUAUACGACUUUUUUAAUUUAAAAUGGACUUCGUUUUUACCUUAUCCGUUGAAUUUAAAGAAUAGCAAAGAAUGGGAAAAAAGAUUUUCAAGUCUCGAUGAUGUUAAUAAUCCAUAA
This is a messenger RNA of Pediculus humanus corporis (human body louse), 8421 nucleotides long. RefSeq lists its product as uncharacterized. Gene Ontology annotation, biological process: UDP biosynthetic process; CDP biosynthetic process. The transcript is spliced from 2 exons. Bases 1 to 8421 code for a protein of 2806 amino acids. Gene Ontology annotation, cellular component: nucleus; cytoplasm. Gene Ontology annotation, molecular function: UMP kinase activity; ATP binding. Lineage: Eukaryota; Metazoa; Arthropoda; Insecta; Psocodea; Pediculidae. The record is from RefSeq and is a predicted model, not a curated record.